UACACAGUGAAGCGUGGCUGCGGCUCCUCCCCCUCGACCCAAAUGACAAGCUAGUGGAGUCGUCCGCCGUUGCUAACAAAACCGCGGAAAUAAAGCCGUAAUGCGGUCGCUUUCGUCGUCAUUUGUUGCUUCUUAGUUGCGGUGACGGCACGGCGGGUACGCGAAGACCUUCGUCGACCCGUUUUUCGCUAGCCAGUCGUUUCGCGGGAGGCGCGCAUUGGAACAGUCAAGUCACAAGUUACGAGUCAAGUUAACGUUCGCUAGUUUGGUUUGACAGCUAACCGUUCACGGUGACUAGCUUGUCUCAGUGCUAGUCCACGUCAGUUUCAAAACAAAUCACGCAGAGCGUUACCUUUUCUGCAUUUGUGCCAGUUUUACUCAACGUUAACAGCCAGAUAACGUUGGACUGCGUACGGGGAGGCUAACUUUGUGUUUAUUUCUUCUGCUGCGUUUCGGGAGGUUUACCAAGUUAGUGUUGAGCUCGAGAGCUCCGUCGACUACAAAAGCCACUCGAGUUCUUCUGAAUCUUGGAUUUAAAUGUCCGAAAAGAGUUCAUCGUCCGGCUCAGACGAAGAUGUGGAACCAGAAUCCGCACAACCUUUGGAGUUCGGGGGCGUUUUGAGCAAAUGGACCAAUUACAUCCACGGAUGGCAGGACCGAUGGGUGGUGUUGAAGAACAACACUUUGAGCUACUACAAGUCGGAGGAUGAACGGGAAUAUGGCUGCAGGGGCUCGUUGUGCCUCAGUAAGGCUGUCAUCACACCCCACGAGUUUGACGAGUGUCGUUUUGACAUCAGCGUCAACGACAGCGUGUGGUACCUCCGAGCCGAAGACCCCGAGCACAGACUCCAGUGGAUCGAGUCAAUUGAGUUGCACAAGGCUGAGUCCGGGUAUGGGUCAGAAUCUAGUCUGAGGCGUCAUGGUUCCAUGUUGUCCCUCACUUCAGCAGCCAGUGCCUUGUCUGCCACAUCCACAUCCUCUUUUAAGAAGGGACACAGGCUGUGUGAGAAAUUAGCAGAAAUGGAGACCUUCCGGGACAUUCUUUGCCGACAAGUGGACACGCUGCAGAAAUAUUUUGACUCCUGUGCUGACGCCGUCUCCAAAGAUGAGUUUCACAGGGACAGAGUAGUGGAGGAGGAUGAAGAAGACUUCCCCGCCACUUCAAGGCCAGACGGCGAAUGUUGUCACAACAAUAACGGCAGCAAAGAGAAACUGUUCUCCCCCGCCAGUCCCAAAGGGAUCAAUGGCAUCGACUUCAAGGGAGAGGCCAUCACCUUCAAGGCCACCACAGCGGGCAUCCUGUCUACUUUGUCACAUUGUAUUGAGCUGAUGGUCAAACGAGAGGACAGCUGGCAAAAGAGACUGGACAAGGAGCUGGAAAAGAGGAGGCGGGUAGAAGAUGCCUACAAGUCUGCUGUGCAUGAACUGAAGAAAAAGUCCCACUACGGAGGCCCGGACUAUGAGGAGGGGCCCAACAGUUUGAUCAAUGAGGACGAGUUCUUCGACGCGGUAGAGGCUGCCCUCGACAGACAAGACAAAAUAGAAGAGCAGUGCCAGUCAGAGAAGGUCAGGAUUCCUCGACUGACUCCGGUGCCCCCCGGUGACGUCUACUCCAGCGUCAGCACGCACAGAUUCGCGACCAAGGCGCGUAGUCAUUGCUCUUCCCUGUCCUCUGUCGAGCUAGUCAGUGCUUCAGAUGACAUUCACAGAUUCAGCACUCAGGUGGAGGAGAUGGUGCAGAAUCAUAUGACGUACUCGCUUCAGGAUGUGGGCGGAGAUGCCAACUGGCAGCUGGUCAUCGAGGAAGGAGAGAUGAAGGUGUACCGAAGAGAAGUGGAAGAGAACGGGAUCGUGUUGGAUCCUCUAAAAGCGACACACGCCGUCAAAGGGGUGACGGGACACGAGGUCUGCCAUUACUUCUGGGACACUGCAGUGCGCUUGGACUGGGAGACCACCAUUGAAAACUUUAACGUUGUGGAAACGCUCUCCGACAACGCCGUCAUCGUUUAUCAGACACACAAGAGAGUGUGGCCGGCCUCUCAGAGGGACGUGCUCUAUCUGUCAGCCAUCAGGAAGAUUCUGGCAACCAACGAGAACGAUCCCGACACCUGGUUGGUGUGCAACUUCUCUGUCGACCACAAAAAUGCGGCCCCCUCCAACCGGUGCGUCCGGGCCAAAAUCAACGUUGCCAUGAUCUGUCAAACUCUGGUCAGUCCACCAGAGGGCGAUAAAGAGCUCAGCAGGGACAACAUCCUGUGUCGAAUCACUUAUGUGGCCAAUGUAAAUCCAGGCGGUUGGGCUCCGGCCUCGGUGCUCCGAGCCGUCGCCAAGAGAGAAUAUCCCAAGUUCCUCAAACGUUUCACCUCCUACGUCCAGGAGAAGACUUCGGGGAAGCCCAUCCUGUUUUGAGAGGAAGUGAAGGCUGCUCCCCCUGAAAGACGCCAGCGUGCAACAUGCGUCCCGACAAGCACAACCGAGGACCCCCUUGAACACGAGACUGGUUGUGUGGCUUGAAUCCAUCAGUAUUUGUCCUUCCAGCUUAACAUCUGUGGGUCCUUUUUAUAUAUAGUUUCCUCCUCAGUGGUUUUCAAACGAUUGUUGGUCGCUUUUUUGUAGAUUGUUUUGUACAUUUCUUAUGAUUACAUAGUUGUUGUGAUUUGGGGCUAACUGUUAGCGUCAAUGCUACUCGUUUGCUGCUGCUAAAGAGAGAAAAGUGAGUGAGUCUUUUUCGCCUCCCGCCCCUCUAGUGAUGAGCCCGUCCGCGGCCCAGCGCCUGAAGCGCCUGAAGCGGUUUCUCUCCGAUAUCUUUAUAUUUGUACAGCUUCUCUGGAGAGCAACCGCAGGACACGGCGGUUUGUGCAGAGAAACCACACUUAGUUUACCAAAGCGACAAAUGUGAAUUGACUGUUAAAAUGCUUGAAUUAGAUGCUGGUCGAUCUGCCAAGGAAGCUUUGGCUUAAAGUCUCAUUGACACAUAGAACAGAUGCUACGUCGCAGCUUAUCUGCUAGCACCUGGCGGCCAUUUUGGUUGCUGUAGCGUCUCGCGGUGUAAAGAUUUCUUUCCUCUCUUUGAGAGUGAAGUAGAUUCCUUGAUUUUCAUAGCCCACCGCACCCCCGAUCUUUAGUCUGCCUAAGAAAUGUCUCCACUCAAUUAUUUUUGUCUACGUGCACAUUUAGUUUAUCACCUUCAUCCUAAAUUUAGCAUUCCAGCGCUACGAUUACAUGUUGCGUGCCACACUACAGUGCACAGUGACUGAUGAUGAUAAACUACGUCCGGGGAUGCCUUAGACACCAGCGAGAGUCUGGCGGUUCUUACUAUACAAUCACCACGUGUGCAUUUAUCAACCGUGAUGAAGUGUUUUUGUGUUGGGGUGGGAGGUUCAGCAUUUCACAUAAUCAUACCUCAACAUUAAAAACAGCUCUGGAUUGUUUGGUAUCAUCGUUGUCAUCAAAUUUGAUUUUGUUUUGGGGGGGGGGGGGGCAAUGCUUAAGAAGGAUUUUGGAUUAUUAAUUUAUACGAUCUACACACCAUGUCCGCUGAAGAGUAUAGCUAUUGUUUUUAAUUUUGAUAUUGUCACUAAUCCACACACUUUGUACGUGUGUAAGUUGUACAUCAAAAGUGUUAUUAUUUGCACUAAAUGUAAUGCAAGUUGACAAUGUUCUGUAAAUUAAAAUUGCUACACAACAGAAAUGUGACAAAGUGUGUUUCUUGUUUUUAGGGUGGAGGGGAGCAAAAAUGAUUGAAAAAUAGUUUUUUCUCCCUUUACUUUCCAAAAACAAGCAUUCAACACUAAAUCAGGUCACCAAUCUUUUUGAAAGUGAAAGCUACUCGUGGGUACUGAUUAUUGUGAAGGGCAACUAGUUUGAUACACACUUAUGAAAACAAAUUACCUUUAUUUGGUCAUGAUUUAUGUGAAGACACUUUUUUCAGUUCUUAAAAUAACAGAUUUAAAAAGGUAGGAAACCUUGGCUGUGAAUCUAAAAGUAGCAAAUGUCUGGUAAUACUGUUGUUUGUUUCUCAUUACACUUUCUGUACUGUGUCAGAGAUGAUAAAGGUUAGACACUUGAUGUCACUUUA
Messenger RNA from Phyllopteryx taeniolatus (common seadragon), 4078 nucleotides. RefSeq names its product ceramide transfer protein-like. The coding region runs from base 538 to 2409 and encodes 623 amino acids. The transcript is spliced from 18 exons. Gene Ontology annotation, biological process: ER to Golgi ceramide transport. Gene Ontology annotation, molecular function: phosphatidylinositol-4-phosphate binding. The record is from RefSeq and is a predicted model, not a curated record. Lineage: Eukaryota; Metazoa; Chordata; Actinopteri; Syngnathiformes; Syngnathidae. Gene Ontology annotation, cellular component: Golgi apparatus.